AUGUCUAAGUGCUUCUCUGGUGUGUUGUGUGCAGUUUGCCCGGGCACACAGAACAAGCUGAGCACGCUGUCUGACCUGGAGCAGCAGUACCGGACGCUCAAGAAGGUCUACGAGAACUGUGAGGUCGUCAUGGGCAACCUGGAGAUCACCAGCAUCGACCGCAACCGCAACCUCUCCUUCCUCAAGUUGAGUAUCUCUGAAUCCGAGUAA
Molecule: messenger RNA, 210 nt
Organism: Knipowitschia caucasica
Lineage: Eukaryota; Metazoa; Chordata; Actinopteri; Gobiiformes; Gobiidae
Source: the annotation of a GenBank genome assembly